This is a messenger RNA of Magnolia sinica, 1009 nucleotides long. RefSeq lists its product as uncharacterized. NCBI's taxonomy places the organism in Eukaryota, Viridiplantae, Streptophyta, Magnoliopsida, Magnoliales, Magnoliaceae. The record is from RefSeq and is a predicted model, not a curated record. The coding region runs from base 13 to 825 and encodes 270 amino acids. The transcript has 3 exons.
CUUUCUCUAUCAAUGGUAGUUUCUGUAAUUUCUGAAGCUUCGAGGCCUCAAAUGUCAAUGGCUGUCAUCCCUGAGAGGACCCGCUCUCUCCACAACUUCUCUUUUCCCAAAUGGGUAAUCCAAAAACACAUCAGGUUCAUCAAAACUAAUCCAAAUGGAGACACCUCACCUCCCUUUCGAUCAUCUAUCCCAGAAUCCAACGGUCCAAAUCGCUCCAGAACCUACCUCCAACCCCUCCAUCAAUCCCCUCCUUCCUCUUCUACCCGUCCCUCAAGCCCUAAAUUACAAAACGUGCCAUCGAUCCGGAAAAAGGAAGGCGAGUUGAAGCUCAUAAUCUCUUGCUGCAAGUCAAGGACAGAGAAGGAAGGAGAGUCGAAGCAGCUUCCGUCCGUCGAUGGGCGGACCGAAAUCUGCGCUUCUGUGGAAGUGGAGAAAGAGGCGGAAUUGCCGGGGAAGAAGCCGAGGAAUCUGAGACAGAAGAUAUCCUGUCCUGAUCCACCAAAUGGAAUUGGGAAUUCUUCUACUCUAAUUCCGCCGACAGCAAGGAAUGAGCUGAAAUCUAAGCGGUUGAAGGCGUUGGCCACCAAGGCUUGCAGCAGAGAGAAUGACAAGAAGGAGAAGUUGGAGUUCUCGAUCUCUCUGUCGAGGAAAGAGAUAGAAGAUGAUUUCUUGGCAAUUACAGGAUUGAAGCCUCCUCGACGGCCAAAGAAGAGACCGAAGAAUAUACAAAAGAUAUUGGACGCGAAUUUCCCCUGUUUAUUGUUAUCUGAGAUAACUCCUGAUUCAUGGAGAAUUCCUGAUGUUCAUGAAUUGACAAAGAGGUAGAUUGCUAUAAUCUUAAUAGGAGUUCUAAUUUCUACUAAAUUUUUAGCCGGCGAACCGCUGCUGCAUUGAGACCCCUUUCAAUCAGAGGUAUAUCAUACCAGGAAUCUGUAUAGAUGAGAAACAAAAAGGAAGCACGCAAAAGAAAUGACAAAAUGUUCAGUUUUUGGCUUUUGUUUGAUGUGAU